GGGUGAAUUUGUGGGUAUUGAAAAGCUUAGUGGAUCGGCUUCUUUAGUUUGCCAGCUAGUAGCUCACACGCUAGUAGCUGAGAGGUCCCCAUAAACCCCACACCCCUCUUCAUAUUCCUUCUUCUUCAAAAUUUACAUCAUUUCUUCGAUUUAAUAUAUCAAUAUCUACGUACUGCGUCCUUACAUACUAUUAUUUCAUUCAACUCGAGUUUCUCAUCUCUGCCCAAUCACUCGGCUAUUAUCCUCCUAAUAAUUCCACCUUCCCUCUCUGCUAUUGAAUAUAUUUUUUUGUUAUUUCUUAUGCUUGUCCGACACAAUGACCGACGGUAAUGGAUCUACGACGGGAGAAGACGAAGGUGUUGCCCCAAAGGAAAAAUUUCCUUCCUCUUACAUUCCCGAUAAUUUCACGUUACCGGGACAAGAACUUCAAAGACUACCGGUGAUUCCGUGUGAGUUUCCAGUCAAAGGAUCUCGAGCGAUCAUUCCGGAACUUCAAAUCAUUGCUUCGGAAAUACGUCUCGUUGGAGGAAGAAUUCAUCUCAGCCAUGAGAGCUCGAAGCGAGUCUAUAACGAAAUAAUUUCCGAUCAACACCACCCCGAGAGAAUGAAAGAAAUUGACAAUCAUCGAGUUCAACAAAACGCCAGAUUUAACGAGCCAGCUUUGGAAAUUCUUAUCAUAGAGCAAGAUCUUAUCAAGGAUCUAGAACCGAUUCCGCAAGAUUUGACUAUCGUCCGAAGAAUGAAAUCUAUAUUUGAGCAGCAGAAAGAGAUUCUGAAACGCAAGAAGACUAUUUCGCAGCCGGAAUCACGGGAUGACACGAAAAUUUUAUAUGUUCAUGCGGAGGAUAAGCUUUAUCCACGAGGUGUCAAGGGGACGGCUGGGCGCAUAAAAUUAAUACCAGUGUUUCAAUUUUCGGAGCGUGUCACGACUUUGGAGGAGAUCGAAUAUUCGAAAAAGGAUAAAAAGCUAGUGCUAUCCGAAGAACUAUCGAAGGAUAUGUUAGAGCAUUGUGUUCUACGAAUUGACCAUAACGAUCAUUUACUCAACGACUGGAGAAAUUUUGUAGCUCUGCCCACAGAAGACCAAAGUGUAGGGGAAACUUGCAUAGAAUUAGUGAAGAACCAUUUGCUCCACGGAAGAUGGGUAUGGAUCACAAAGGAGACUGAAGUUUGUCGUAGGAGUAUCGUGAUUGAGCGAACGUCUCAACUUUACGACGCUCGAUUGAUGUACAUUCUCAGCAAUGAUAUUCAACUGCCCAACCGACUUGAACCACUCAAGAUUUUCACUCAAUCCAGACUCCGAAAGCGGUAUACUUUGGAGAAAACGCAGGAUCAUCAAGAGUUUCAUUUGGCUUCAACGGAGGCAAAGCUCUGGAGAUGGGUACAUGGUAAAGCUUAUGUAGAAGGUGAAGGUGGACCGCUUGCGUGGAUAAAUUACGAGGACAACAACGAUUUGGCCAGGUUCUCCCGUUUGGAAAACCAGGGACAUCGUGAUUGGAAGGCAAGAAUGGCGAUAUUUGGAAAGAGAAUUGAUCGUUCUCUUUCUAUCACACCUAUGGCCAAGAUAGAUUCUGGUCUUGGUGGAAUGAAAGCAAUCAAUAAUUCCGACAAACCCUCUUCUUCUCCUACCAAAUUCAUUUCUAACUUGAAGCAUUUACCUGGGUGCGAUAAGACGAAUACCCCAGGAUUCGGCUGUGAUUGCCCAGGUCCUGCCCAAGAGGAGGGGCAUCAGUUGGACGAUGACUGUAGUGAGAAACGCCUAAAACACAUCAAGAGCCUGAUUCCAAAAGGAUCUAGCCUCGAGCAACGUGUUUCCAAACUAGAAUCCAUUUUCGAAACUGCUUCGCGUGGAAAACCAAUUCGCAAUUUGGAUAAGAUUAUUUCAAGAUCGAAAUUCAAGCGUUCAUCAACGGGUUCAAUUGCCGCAGCAGUAACGAGACCCUGAUGCUCUUACGAUCUUGCACACAAAUGUUGGAUGUAGAGAUCGGAUUUCUCAUCUUUUGCUGUUCUAUUAAUUUGUGAUCGAAAACCGAUGGGUCGCAAAAGAUAGAGAUUUAAAUAGAGCUAUAGGUUUGCUGGAUAAGCUUGUGUUCUUGAAAGGAGAGGAGAAACGCUGCGUCUUAUUGGUUUUAUCCUUGGGUCAUUGGAAUAUGGUCAUGUACAACGAGUUACGAUUUAUAUGCCUAUAUACCAAAAACAACAUAUGGUAAUAACAAUAAUAAUAAUACUAAUCACGGUACA
This is a messenger RNA of Botrytis cinerea B05.10, 2241 nucleotides long. RefSeq lists its product as hypothetical. The record is from RefSeq and is a predicted model, not a curated record. The transcript has a single exon. Bases 317 to 1945 code for a protein of 542 amino acids. Lineage: Eukaryota; Fungi; Ascomycota; Leotiomycetes; Helotiales; Sclerotiniaceae.